Molecule: messenger RNA, 980 nt
Organism: Rubroshorea leprosula
Lineage: Eukaryota; Viridiplantae; Streptophyta; Magnoliopsida; Malvales; Dipterocarpaceae
Source: the annotation of a GenBank genome assembly
AUAAUCCUUAUCACAAGAACCAGCUCACAACCGUCUGACCCAUUUUUCUCUCUCUCUUGAUUGUGUCUUGUGUAGAGGUUCAGUUCAAUAGAUCAGACUCAUAUCACUGUCAUCUCAUCUUAUUAUUGAAUAGCAUUACUGCUUCCAAGUUCCAAAGUAAAUUACAUGGAUGAGAAGUGGAAGCCAUCCAAGAAAGAAAGUUCAAGCAGCCAUUGCUCCUCUUCUUCCAAGUCUAUUUUCACAAGGAGCUUCUCAACAAAGUGUUCAUCUAAGUCUCCCCUUCUUAGGAGUGCUUCACAGAAGAGCUCCACUUCUUCUUCUUCUUCUUCUAAAUGUAAUCUUCCCCGAAGCUUUUCACAGAAGGGUUCUUCUAUUACGAGCAAAUGUAGUAGCUUGGCCAAAGAACAGAAGGCAAGAUUCUAUAUCAUGAGGCGCUGUGUUGCCAUGCUUGUUUGCUGGCAUAAACAUGGAGAUUCUUGAAGGAAAGAGACAGAGAAUAUAUGUGGAGUGACCAUGGGGGAUCCUCCUGGUUCCUUUCUUCUUUUAUCCCCCUCCUUUUUGCAGGAUGGUUCCUGGGGUUUGCUUCUGCUCAAAUUAGUGGAUUUUCUGGCACAUUGUCAAGAAGAGUUCUAUGUCACAGAUUCUCCAUGCUGUCCUUCAGUUUUAGAUUCAGUUGUAAUUAAAAUUGAGAGAGCUACAAUUUCUACACUUUGUAACAAUCAGACUACAUCAACAAAUAGAUUUCUUUCAAAUCCAAAACUUUUAAAUCUUCAAUAUUCAUGUUUCUGAUUUCUUUCCUUUAACCCUUCAGAUAUCAAUCAGCUUAGAUCUCAAGACCAACAAAACUUUGUAGCAUUCUGAUUUUGCUUUUGGAGUGGUUUUUGGUUGGCUGUUUCCCAUUUCUGUUUUCUUCUUUUUGUCAUGAUGGUAGAGAGAUUCCCUUCAGCUCUUACUCAUGCAAAUAAAUUUUAUAUUAUGAA